This is a messenger RNA of Aedes aegypti (yellow fever mosquito), 1651 nucleotides long. RefSeq names its product 27 kDa hemolymph protein. The record is from RefSeq and is a predicted model, not a curated record. Lineage: Eukaryota; Metazoa; Arthropoda; Insecta; Diptera; Culicidae. The coding region runs from base 490 to 1416 and encodes 308 amino acids. The transcript is spliced from 7 exons.
ACAAACUUCUUUCUCGGUUCCCACUCAGUUCGCCUUCAGCACUCAACGUGAUCGGUUUACUUGAGUUUUUAUCAGUCUAAUCGUUUUUUUACUAAUCAUUCUCUUCUUCAGUGUUGUAGUACGUAAUUAUUCGUAGACGAACAGUGAUAUAAUCCAGUUGAGUGUUCAAAGGUUAGUUGGUAAAGCUUAUCCUGGUAUCGAUCAACAAAUGAUCGAUUGAAGCGAUUCACGUGUAAAAUAUGACCGGAACGCAACCGAGAACGUAAUUAACGCAAAAAUACACACAAAAUGUGCUUAGAUUGAAACAAAAGAGCUCCCGAUGAAGUAACAAGACUUCGAUUGAUAACGAGCUGCCUCUGUGUGCUUAGGCAUUGUGUGAGGCGAUUGCUAGUACGAGUUGAGGCGUAAGUGGUUUCGGGUCGUUUGGCUGCAACGGGGCCAAUAGUCAUACAAGAGUAUUAAUUACGGAAAAGUUCAACUAAGAUCACGAUGAAGCGGAUACAGAAACAGAUCAGCGCGGGACUGCUGCUUGUAACGUUUAUAUUAGCACCUUCCAUCCAUGGCGACGAGCUUCCGAAAGAAAUCAAAGACCUGGAUAUCGACAAAUUGCGAGAGCAACUGCCCGAAGGGCUUAUCCCACCAGAGCUCCUGAACGUCACCCUGCCCAGCCUGGAGGACAUCCAACGCAUCGUAAAGGACAAAUGCUCACGCGUGGCCGGCAGUGAUGCCGCGUACCAGCAAGCCGAACAGUCCGGCCAAAAGCUGAACGAGUGUCUUCAGGGAUUGCUCGAUUUCAGCGACUUGCAGAAAGAAAUCAAGCAAGCCAAACCCACCGGCGAUCUGGAUACCGUGUUCAAUAAAUAUUGUCGGAGGCGAUCCACCGCCAUUGAAUGCAUCAACACGUUCUCUAACGACGUCGAUGUCUGUCUGGAAGAGGAAGAACGGGAAAGCAAAAAGGUCCUGGUCAACAUAGUGCAAGGACUGCUAAAUUUCGUUUGCCACAAAGAUGGUGAUCAAAUUGCAUUGUUCAUCGCUGAAGAAGGUCCAGAGUGUUUCGAGGAACAGAAGCAGCCAAUGAUCGACUGCUUCAAUUCAACUCUGCGAGGCUAUCUGGACGAGCCGACUCCACAGGCUUCGGAAGGAAUCCCAAAGCUAGUCAUGGGAAAGAAGCAAUGCGACGACAUGGAUAAGCUAAGGGACUGCUUUGUUCGAGUACUGGAAGACUGCAAACAAUCGACUCCGGCAAACCUAGUGGAGUCGUUGUUCAAAUUUGUUCGACGCGAAACUCCGUGUGCAAACUUCACCACUCCGCAAACAUCACGUCAUAAUAAUACCGGAGACAUCAGUCGAGCGUCCAUCCAUGUGAUCCUAGCGACGUGGUUGCUGGCGUUGUUAGCUAAAUUUGUCGUCCAGUAGUUCCUGGAGGUUAAGGGACCAUUUUCAUCGAACAGGAUGCUUUGUACAUAGAAAUCGAUGAGCUUCAUUUGGAUUCGAAGCUGGAAUAUAAGAAAACGGUGUGUGGAAACCUGAUUGCCAAAUUUUGUGCAUGGUGGAUAACUAUGGAUAACUUUAAAAUCGUCAAACCAAACCAAGUGUAAUUUACUUUACCGUAAAAAUAAACAUGACUGCGUGGCUGUGUAGUUCCUUUAAA